This is a messenger RNA of Colletotrichum higginsianum IMI 349063, 1407 nucleotides long. Its product is annotated as Glucose/galactose transporter. The coding region runs from base 1 to 1407 and encodes 468 amino acids. Gene Ontology annotation, molecular function: transmembrane transporter activity. The transcript has 5 exons. Gene Ontology annotation, biological process: transmembrane transport. NCBI's taxonomy places the organism in Eukaryota, Fungi, Ascomycota, Sordariomycetes, Glomerellales, Glomerellaceae. The record is from RefSeq and is a predicted model, not a curated record.
AUGGGUGUCAAGGAGUUCUUCCACAAGCGGUCGUUGCGCCAAAAGGACGACGUGCGCACAAACGCCGCCGAGCUGACGCUGAAAGAGUCCAUCUUCCCCAUCUUUCUCGUCACCAUCCUGUUCUUCCUCUGGGGCUUCUCCUACGGUUUACUCGACACUCUCAACAAGCACUUCCAAGAGACGUUAGGCAUCAACCGAGCGAGGUCUUCCGGCUUGCAGGCUGCAUAUUUUGGAGCCUACCUCAUCGCCAGUCUCGGCCAUGCCGCGUGGAUCCUGAGACAUUGGGGCUACAAGGCCACCUUCGUCUUCGGACUGUUCCUCUACGGCCUCGGCGCCCUCAUCGCGAUUCCGUGCAUCAUUGCCAAGAGCUUCGGCGGCUUCUGCGCCGCCAUCUUCAUCAUCGGAAACGGCCUCGGUUCUCUCGAGACGGCCGCGAACCCGUACAUCACCGUCUGCGGCCCUCCCAAGUACAGCGAGAUCCGAAUCAACAUCUCCCAGGCCUUCAACGGCAUCGGCACCGUCGUCGCCCCCGUCAUGGGCUCCUACGUCUUCUUUGCCUUCGACGACAAGCGCGCCCUCGAGAACGUCCAAUGGGUCUACCUCGCCAUCGCCGUCUUCGUCUGGUCUCUUGCCAUCGUGUUCUGGCUCGCCAAGAUCCCCGAGAUCACGGAUGCCGACAUGGCCUUCCAGGCUUCCGAAACUCACGCCACCGUUGAUGACAAGCCCUUCAGGAAGCAGUAUCGUCUCUUCCAUGCCUCUUUUGCGCAGUUUUGCUACACUGGCGCCCAGGUAGCCAUCGCCGGCUUCUUCAUCAACUACGUGACCGAACUCCGUCCCAACACCGACAGUGCUCUCGGCUCCAAGUUCCUCGCCGGCGCUCAGGCGGCUUUCGCGGUCGGUCGUUUUGUUGGUGUCGGUAUCAUGCACUACAUCAAACCCCGCUGGGUCUUCCUCGCCUUCAUCUCCAGCUGCAUCAUCUUCAUCGCACCCGUCAUCACCCAGGUGGGCAACACUGGCAUGGCGCUGCUCUACAUGGUCUUCUUUUUCGAGUCCAUCUGCUUCCCGACCAUCGUGGCGCUUGGUAUGAGAGGUCUUGGCAGACAUUCGAAGCGGGGGAGUGGUUUCAUCGUUGCUGGUGUCUCCGGUGGCGCCGUCGUACCCCCUCUUCUCGGUGUUGUCGCUGAUGCCAAGGGCAUGGGUACCGCCAUGGUCAUUCCUCUCGUCUUCUUUGUGCUGGCAUGGUCCUACGCCUUUGCCGUCAACUUUGUUCCCAGAUACCGCAACAUCGCCGACGCUUUCAGCGCUACCGAGGUUGGCAUUCGCCCGACUGACGCAGAUGGAGAGAAGGGCAGGGUCGAGGCUGUCGAAGACAAGCAAACCAAGAACGCCAUCCCCACUCUUCCAUGA